Messenger RNA from Halteromyces radiatus, 837 nucleotides. RefSeq lists its product as uncharacterized. Bases 192 to 830 code for a protein of 212 amino acids. NCBI's taxonomy places the organism in Eukaryota, Fungi, Mucoromycota, Mucoromycetes, Mucorales, Cunninghamellaceae. The transcript has a single exon. The record is from RefSeq and is a predicted model, not a curated record.
UCCUAUUCAUUUGAUAUCAUUCCAAUCAUCAUUUCAUUGAUAACCGGAUGUUUUUUUUUUUCUUAAAAAAAAAGAAGGCAAUCCUUUUCAUCCAAACAAAAGGGAUAUCCAAUUUCAGCUAUUAUUCUUUUCUUUACUCUUCUUAUAUUCUUUUUUCUUUCUUUUUUUUUUAAAAAAAAAAAUAAGUUAAGAUGUAUCUUAGUAACGUAAUUGUGAUCAUUGGAUUAUUUAUAUUACAAGUCAAAGCAAUGAUCAUCAAACGAUCAAAUGCGGUAGGUAUGGAGAAAUUACCGAUGGAAAUAGAUUAUCAAGCCAACAAAAAAUUUGUACCGUUUCAACGAUGGAGGGAACCAGUAGGCAUGGAAGAUGCGAAUGUAUCAAUGAUGGAUGAUGAACAAGUAUUAGCUUCACUUGCAUACAAAACGAGUCAUCGAACAGCAUUGGAUCUGGAUCAAAUUGAUCAAGGUGUCAAUGGUAGACAAAACACUCCUCGUACUGGAUUAAGAAAUCCACCUCAACAACGUCGUCGUUAUCGUCAAAAUCAUCUAGUGAAGAAUCCUACUCUAGUGGUACCAAUGAUGAAACAACAAGUGGAAGUAGAAAAACAACAGGAAGAGAUAGUCAGUAAACCUCUUCCUAAAAGAAAGCAAAAGAACAUGAUUGGCGUGGAUGGUCUUGGUCAUAUGCGUCACAUGGUACUGGAUUCAAAUAAGGAUGAUGGUGGUGAGAUACGAUUAAAUGAAAAAAAUGUAGUAGCUCUUGAUACUAUAGGUGAACUUCAUACAAUGAUAUUACCUACUACUAGUCAAUCUAAAGGGAAAAAAUACUAAAAAAAAA